AUGCAAAAGCAGUUGCGGCUCAACAACUACCAAGACGACGAGAGUAUCCGGCCUCAGGUGGACCGUCUGCAGCAGGCGACGGGGACAGCCGCCGCUGCAGCAGCUUUAGAAGAAUCACAUACGCGCCCGCCGGCCCCUCCAAAGCCUCGAGGUGGUGCUGUGGAUGCUUUUGAAGCUUCUUUAGCUCCACGAAGGCGACAGGCAACGCCAGUAACGAACAAUCCAACACCAACAACGCCAGUAUCACCACCACCACCGCCUGUAGCAACGAAACCUGUAGACUUCGCAACGAAGCCUGUGUCACCUAGCGCUACCGCUACUCCUGCUUUGAACGGUCGUCCAGCUCAACAACCUCCACCUAUUCCUAGCAAACCACCGUCUUCAUCAUCACCAUCUUCACGGUCUCACCCUCCUCCAAUCCCUGUCAAAAAACCAUCUCCACCGCUACCUCCUCCAUCUCUCAAAGCCGACGACAACGACCGAGUAUCAGUGGCAAAUCCUUUGUACACCGGCGUUCGCUGCGCAGGCUGUAAUAAGCCGAUUGCCGGCCGAGUCAUCCGUGUAGACCAGAAUCAGUGGCAUGUGGACUGCUUCAAGUGCAAACACUGUAAACAGGACCUCGAGCAUAUUGCAUUCCAUUCCAAGGACGGUCAGCCUUACUGUGCUCUUGACUACCAUGAACUGUUCAGCACACGCUGCGACUAUUGUGGCACUCCAAUCGAAGAAAAGUCCAUCAGUGCUUUAGGGAAAACCUAUCAUGUGGGCCACUUUUUCUGUCGAGAAUGCGGAAAGCCGUUUGACGAAUCGAGCGCGUUUAUGGUGCAUGAAGGACAUCCAUAUUGUGAAAAGGACUAUUUGGCCAAGUUUGGACACAAAUGCAUGGGUUGUGGAGAGUAUAUUACGGGUGAAUUUCUGGGUGCACUAGGUGGUGAUUGGCACAAAGAAUGCUUUGUUUGUGCGGACUGCGGCAAGGCAUUUGAAUCAGCUACAUUCUACGUACGGAAUAACAAGCCUUUCUGCGAAGAACAUUACAAGAACCCACGAAGCGGCAAUGUUAAAAUAUGUCAGCAAUGCGGAGACGUGAUUGAUGGUAGAGCCGCUUCUGCUUUUGGAAAGGAUUAUCAUCCACACCAUUUUCAAUGUGCUCGCUGCAGCAAAAUUCUAUCCAGCCGUGUUCCAGGCAUGUGGAUGGAAGGAGCACCGGGUGAAUUGAUAUGUAAGAUGUGUGGUCGAAGAUAG
Molecule: messenger RNA, 1239 nt
Organism: Zychaea mexicana
Lineage: Eukaryota; Fungi; Mucoromycota; Mucoromycetes; Mucorales; Lichtheimiaceae
Exons: 3
Coding region: 1-1239 (412 amino acids)
Biological process (GO): cell-cell adhesion
Cellular component (GO): focal adhesion; stress fiber
Molecular function (GO): filamin binding
Source: RefSeq, a predicted model, not a curated record